UCUGUCGUCUCCUAUUUCUGUCUCUGUCUGUAAAUGGUGAUGGCUAACCAACAAGGGCAAGGGAUCAAGCUAUUUGGGGCAACGAUUACGCUGCAUGGCAGACAAGUAAAAGAACGCAACCAAGCUGACAAUCCAACUGUCGACAAGAGGCCUGACAAGGUCAUACCUUGCCCUAGAUGCAAGAGCAUGGACACCAAAUUUUGUUACUUCAAUAACUACAACGUGAAUCAGCCUAGACAUUUCUGUAAAGGUUGCCAGAGGUACUGGACCGCAGGUGGUGCUCUUCGGAACGUUCCCGUUGGGGCUGGUCGCCGUAAAGCCAAGCCGAUACCCGGUCGUGGUCUUAAUGGGUUUCCGGAGGGGUGCUUGUAUGACGGGUCUAGUGGGGUGCAACAGUUUGAGUUGGAGGGGAUGGUGUUGGAGGAGUGGCACAUGGAGGCGGCAAAUGGUGGUUUCCGGCAAGUUUUCCCGAUGAAGCGGAGGCGAAUAAGUUGCUCAGAUGAUGAUGGGAUGCCAGUAGGAUACAAUCAACCCACCAAAGAGGAGUCCAUCAUCCAAUUCCAUUAAUCCAAAUCAACUAUCAACCCAUAUGGAUGCGAAAUCGAAACCAUC
Molecule: messenger RNA, 612 nt
Organism: Hibiscus syriacus
Lineage: Eukaryota; Viridiplantae; Streptophyta; Magnoliopsida; Malvales; Malvaceae
Product: cyclic dof factor 4-like
Exons: 2
Coding region: 34-567 (177 amino acids)
Biological process (GO): regulation of DNA-templated transcription
Molecular function (GO): DNA binding; DNA-binding transcription factor activity
Source: RefSeq, a predicted model, not a curated record